AUGCUGGAUAAUAGUUAUAUUGAGAAAUAUAAUAAGAGUAUUGGAAGGAAAGGAAAAAAUAAGGAUAAGAAAACCAAUGAAAAAAAUGAAAAUGAACAUUCAUCUAUCGAUUCUACAGAUAUUAUUCCAUCAACUUUAUUGAAUCAACUUCCAACAUGUGUGAGAUCAAUAUCUCAUCCUAAACAACAUUUACUAUCAUCAGCAGCUUCACUUAUUUCAUCCGAAUCACACUCUAUUCCAGAAACUUUCUCUUCUACUUCAGAUAAUGCUUUGAGUCUCAUCAAUACGAUAAAUAACUCAAUAUCUACAACAACUUCAAGACAAUCUAAUAACAAAGACAAAAAGAAUAAAAACCAUUCCAAAAAGAACAGAAGAAAUGGUAAUAACCCAAUCUCAUCAGCCAUGCUUACAGAAGAUGGGCUUUUAAUUAAAUCUAACGAACAAAAUACCAAAAAAAAGAAUAGAUCUACUACUCCAUAUUCAUUAAUGAAGAAUCAUAGUAAUUCAAACAGCAUAGUUACAUUAGACACAAGUACAACAAGCUUCCGUAGUAGUACAGAAAGCCAAUUUGAAACGGCCUCUUUAAUUAGUUGUGUUACAUGUUUAAGUGAUACACCAGGUAAUAACAGUAGUAGUUUAAAUUCAACAAUAAGUAGUAAUAUUAAUGAAAAUGGCAACGCAAAUGACGCCCAUAAUCAUCAUCGACAUCAUACAUCGUCAAUUAAUGGGCAAUUACCAAAUAAUGUUGUCAUACCAUAUGGUAGAAUAUUGAACGCAAAAUAUGUCGAUGAAAUGGAUAAAGAGAAUCGCUAUAAGAUACCAAAAAAUGGUUCUAGAUUAGUGGAGAUAACCUUUGCUAAACCAAGGAGACAUGAUGUUAUACCGAAAUGUCUAACAUUAUUAAUUGAACCAUUAAAUUCACAAUCACAUACAUAUCUAUAUUCACAAACGCAAGCACAAACACGAGAGGAAGAAGAAGAAGAAGCUACAAGUAUGGAACAUGACAUUAUUGAAGAAAUAUUUAAAAGAAGUUAUAAAAAUACGAAAAGGAAAAGAUCAAUUUUAGUUAUAAUAAACCCAUUCGGUGGUAAAAGAAAAGCCAAAAAAUUGUUUAUGACAAAGGCAAGGCCAUUAUUAUUAGCUAGUGAUUGUUUCCUUGAAGUUCAUUAUACUAAGUAUGUUGGACAUGCGAUUGAAAUAGCUAAGGAAAUGGAUAUUGAUAAAUUUGAUACUAUUGCAUGCGCCUCAGGUGAUGGUAUACCUCAUGAAGUUAUAAAUGGAUUAUAUCGUCGAGAAGAUCGUGUUAAGGCAUUCAAUAAAUUGACCAUUACUCAAAUUCCAUGUGGAUCUGGUAAUGCUAUGAGUGUUUCUUGUCAUUGGACAAAUAAUCCAUCAUAUGCUACAUUAUGUUUGAUUAAAUCUGUAGAGGUUAAAGUUGAUGUUAUGUGUUGUUCUCAACCAUCUUAUGUAGAUGAGCAUCCCAAAUUAUCAUUUUUAAGUCAAACUUAUGGUGUUAUUGCUGAUUCAGAUAUAAAUACUGAAUCAUUUAGAUGGAUGGGGUCGGCAAGAUUUGAAUUAGGUGUUGCAUUUAAUAUUUUACAAAGAAAAAAAUAUCCUUGUGAUAUUUAUGUUAAAUAUGCAGCUAAAUCUAAGAAUGAAUUAAGAUCAUAUUAUUUAGAGCAUAAAAGGAAGAAUCAUGAUUAUUUGAAUGAUUCAUAUAAUUUUCGAUAUGAACUCGAAGAACAACAAACGGGUUCAAUAUAUGCAAACGAUGAUGCCAUUAUUGACGGUAUGACUGAUAUUGAUGAUAAUUACAAUGAUGAACAUGAUGAUACCGUUACUGAGGAAGACUUUAAAAUUAAAUAUCCUUAUAAAGAUGGUAUUCCUGACGACUGGGAAAGGAUUGAUUCUAAAAUAACCGACAAUUUAGGAAUAUUUUACUCUGGUAAGAUGCCAUAUGUUGCAGCUGAUACGAAAUUUUUCCCUGCAGCUUUACCAUCUGAUGGAGCUAUCGAUAUGGUUAUUACAGAUUCAAGAACACCAUUCACUAGAAUGGCGCCAAUAUUAUUAGCUUUAGAUAGAGGAACUCAUGUUUUGCAACCGGAAGUUUUGCAUUCUAAGAUUAAAGCAUAUAAAAUUAUACCUAAAGUUUCCAAUGGAUUAUUUGCCAUUGAUGGUGAAAAAUUUCCCUUGGAACCUUUACAAGUGGAAAUUAUGCCCAAAUUAUGUAAGACAUUAUUGAGAAAUGGUAGUUUUGUUGACACAGAAUUCGAUUCCAUGUAA
This is a messenger RNA of Naumovozyma dairenensis CBS 421, 2283 nucleotides long. RefSeq names its product sphinganine kinase LCB5 (gene LCB5). Gene Ontology annotation, biological process: sphingosine biosynthetic process. The coding region runs from base 1 to 2283 and encodes 760 amino acids. NCBI's taxonomy places the organism in Eukaryota, Fungi, Ascomycota, Saccharomycetes, Saccharomycetales, Saccharomycetaceae. The transcript has a single exon. The record is from RefSeq and is a predicted model, not a curated record. Gene Ontology annotation, cellular component: cytoplasm; membrane; intracellular membrane-bounded organelle.